This is a messenger RNA of Colius striatus (speckled mousebird), 1360 nucleotides long. RefSeq names its product regulator of G protein signaling 1 (gene RGS1). The coding region runs from base 73 to 672 and encodes 199 amino acids. The record is from RefSeq and is a predicted model, not a curated record. Lineage: Eukaryota; Metazoa; Chordata; Aves; Coliiformes; Coliidae. The transcript is spliced from 5 exons.
AGCAGAGGCAGUGAACUGACAUUUUGUGCUUGGAGGAUUAUCGGUGCAGAAGUCUCUUCACAUGAAAGUAAAAUGCCAGGAUUUUUAUUUCCCCACAACAAUAUGACUGAAUUAAAUGGAAAAGAAGAAUGCAAGCUUGCAGAAGGCAAAAUCCACAAAAAGAAACAAAAGGCUUUUGGUGCAGAUCUGAAAAAUUAUUUGAAGUGCAUGGUACCACACAUCGAAUCUGGGAUCAAGACUUCUAACUCCAGGAGUGUCAUGCUUUCUGCAGAGGAAGUAAUACAGUGGUCACAGUCUUUGGAGAAGCUCUUGGCCAGCCAAAGUGGUCGAGGUAUCUUUCGGGAGUUCCUGAAGUCAGAGUUCAGCGAGGAAAACAUCGAGUUCUGGCUGGCUUGUGAGGAUUAUAAGAAAACUAAGUCUGAUCACUUACAUGGCAAAGCAGAGAGGAUUUAUGAGGAGUUUGUUCAAUCAGAUGCUAUUAAACAGAUCAACAUUGACUAUCAGAUGCGGGAAGCAACAGCUAAAAGGGCUCAAGACCCGACUCACACAAGUUUUGAUGAAGCCCAGAAAACUGUGUACAUCCUCAUGGAAAGGGAUUCAUAUCCCAGAUUUUUGAAAUCCAAAGCCUACCUGAACCUUUUGAACCAGCUGCAAACCAGCACUUCAAAAUGAAGUGUUUGAGGCAGUGAAGUGCCAGGUAGACUCUGUGUCAAUAUUCCUGUGGAGCUACCUUCAGGGUAGCUGGAUCUCAGCAAGGAGAACCCUCACCUUGGGAGGCAGGGUGCGAGGGAGAGGCAAACAGCUCCACAGCAAAGACAACACAGGAUAAAAGUUGGCAAGACUGUUGCAAGAGUGAGAGCAGCACAAGGAGAAAAAUCCUCUCCUCCCAUAUGCCAUGGAGCCAAGACAGAGUAUGGAUACUAUUUAUUGUUUGAACUACACUGUGAAUAUUGAAGUCUUUGAUCCCAAAGAACUGUUGAUUGUUACAGAAGUGCAAGACGAGCAAACUGAGCACUGGGAAACGAUUGUCAAGUUCAGAAGGAAAAUAAGGAUGACUGACAAUUUAGUGCAUAACAGGAAAAUGCCCAGACAAGACUGAUGAAUGGCUUUUUUAACCUGUGAAGUUUUAAUAAGUGUGAAUGCAGCUCCAUGAUGUUAUUGUGCUAGGUGAAUAUAUUAUAAAUUGACAUGUCUUAAAAUUGUCAUAUUUUAAGUUAUAUAAGAAUUAUAUAAGCUGUUCUUUUACUAAGUUUGUAUUCAACAGGCAGAGAUGUAGCAUCUUUUCUGUUUAAUUUAUUGCAAAAUAAUAAACAACUUUUCAAUCCAAUAUACUUAAAAAUAAAAUUUUAUGAUCAUUUAA